Prosopis cineraria is the source of this 1897-nucleotide messenger RNA. RefSeq names its product ethylene-responsive transcription factor CRF4-like. Gene Ontology annotation, biological process: regulation of DNA-templated transcription. Gene Ontology annotation, molecular function: DNA binding; DNA-binding transcription factor activity. The record is from RefSeq and is a predicted model, not a curated record. The transcript has a single exon. Bases 564 to 1610 code for a protein of 348 amino acids. NCBI's taxonomy places the organism in Eukaryota, Viridiplantae, Streptophyta, Magnoliopsida, Fabales, Fabaceae.
UCCUAGCUCCUUGGCUCUUGCACUUGCCCAUUCAACCGCUAAACACGAGUACUAUAAGUCUCCUGAACCAGGGCCACCAAGUCUCCAAGAAUCUGCAUCUUUCUUCCUUUGUAAUUUCCUCUGCUUUUGAAUCCCCGGAUUUCUCCCGUUAACCCCGACUCUUAUACUGAGUUCCAAGGAAAGAGUCGGUCAUAGCUGCUCAACCACGGUUCGGAUCUUCUCAACAUUUCCUUAAAGCCCCUGUCGCUCUGGCUUCAGAUUUUAAGGGACCUCCGGUGUUAUCUUUUCCGCCCAUGAUGUGAAAAAGCUCCUGGCUCUUUUCUCUUUAUUCCUAUCACUCCCUUCCUUUACCGUCUCAGUUUUUAAUACUAUUUUUGUAGCUUUUGUCCUUCCCUCGCCCACCUUUGCAUGUCUUUUUGGCAGAUUUCUGAGUAAAAUCCCUUUGGAGUGCUCAUCAUAAAGUUUCUAUCUUCUUCUUCACGGUUCUCUUUUUAUUCCUGGGGUUGGCCAUAUUUGUUUCGCCAACACUUGAAUCUGUUCGACAUAGCAUAGAAACAAAAAUCAUGGUGAAAAGCAUCCUAUGCAAAUACACAGUGCAUCACAGCUUUACCAAGAAGCUCGCGAGGCACAAAGGCUCUGAUUUAAACAAUCCGACAGAGCCGCGAGUCGUACGGAUAUCCGUAACUGAUCCGGAUGCCACGGACUCCUCCAGCGACGAGGAAGGAGAGUUUGGUGGUCGACCCAGAGUCAAGCGGUAUGUGAACCAGAUUGACAUCGAGACUAGCGCGAAAAACGGGACCCUCCCGUACAAUGCCCGGAAGAGGCUCGGCGGAAGCACGGCAACUUUAAGUCGGCCGGCGAAGGUUUCCACGACCAAUAACGGCAGGAAGUUCCGAGGUGUACGGCAAAGACCUUGGGGGAAAUGGGCGGCAGAGAUCCGAGAUCCAGCUAGACGAGUACGGCUGUGGUUGGGGACGUAUGAUACAGCAGAGGAGGCAGCCAUGGUUUACGAUAAUGCGGCAAUCAAGCUGCGAGGACCCGAUGCUCUGACGAACUUUGCAACGCCACCGGCGAGGGACAAGGCCGAAGAAGUAGGAGCAGAAAUGACAAUGAAGCCGGAGAUGAAAGUGUCAGUGCAGCCAGAAGCCUCCAGUUCGGGCUACGAAUCGGGAGACGAUUCUCAUAAUCUUUCAUCGCCGACAUCGGUGCUCCAGUUUAGAAGUAAUACGAGCGAGGAAACAGAACCAGAAAAGGCGACGGCCUCAUGCGGAGAAGAGGACGAAAGAGAAGAAAGAGGGGAAGAGCCAUUCGGGGAGUGGGAAGGGGCGACGAACGAGAGGAGGUUGUGGGAGGAAGAGGAGAAUUGGAGGAUAGGGAUGCCGGUAUGGGAUGACAUGUUGAGGAACUUUGAAACGCCAGAAUACUCGUCGGUGAUGUGGGAAGAGCCAUCGCCGUUAUAUUGGGAAACAACGAGGGUGAUGGCGGAGGAGAUUGGAGGAGGAGCGGGGGAGACAGAUUGGGAGCUAGCGUGCUCGCCAUCAGGGAUGUGCCAGGUGGACGAUUACUUUCAAGACAUAUUGUUAGGGUCAGAUCCUCUGGUGGCGCUCUGAGACUGACACUGUUACUCUCUCUCUCUCUCCCCCCCCUGCCGCAGCCGCCCCACCCUGCGGAUUCACUCUGCCGAUUUUGUUCCGGUGGCAGAAUCCGCUGCUUCCUUUUUUUUUUUUUUUUGGGUUUGUGAGGGUUUGAGUUGAGUUUUUCCUUUGUAUGAACCUUGUAUUCCUGGCCAGAAUUUGGUAAAAUUGGUGAAUGAUGCCAAAUAACUAGGGUUGCUGGAGAAUGUAAGAUAUGAACCCCAAAUGCAUGAUGGACUCGUGGAAGUCCUAUUGAUUGGCGA